Molecule: messenger RNA, 1973 nt
Organism: Setaria italica (foxtail millet)
Lineage: Eukaryota; Viridiplantae; Streptophyta; Magnoliopsida; Poales; Poaceae
Product: cytochrome P450 99A2
Exons: 3
Coding region: 82-1590 (502 amino acids)
Molecular function (GO): oxidoreductase activity, acting on paired donors, with incorporation or reduction of molecular oxygen; heme binding; monooxygenase activity
Source: RefSeq, a predicted model, not a curated record
CUUAUAAAAGGCCCCUAAUUGCUGCUGCUCGUUCCCAAAUCCCAAGGAAAACUGCAAAAGUAAAACAAACAAUCCAUCGUCAUGGAGCUAAGUGCAGCAACGCUUAUCUUCCUCUCCCUCCUGUCCCUGCCAAUUGUUGUGACCUUGCUCAGCCGCAAACUAACGCCGAGCUCCAAGAAGAGGCGGCCUCCUGGCCCGUGGAAUCUCCCCUUCAUCGGAAGCCUCCACUACUUCAUCAAGUCGCAUCCGCAGGUCGCUCUCCGGAACCUGGCCAAAAGGUAUGGCCCUGUGAUGUUCCUCCGGAUGGGCCAGAUCGACACCGUCGUGAUAUCCUCGCCGGUAGCCGUGCAGGAGGUGCUCCGGGAAAAGGAUAUCAUCUUUGCGUCUCGGCCAACCAUUGUUGCCUCCGAGAUCUUCUGCUAUGGGAACCUCGAUGUCGGCUUUGCGCCAUACGGCGCAUAUUGGCGGACACUGCGCAAGCUCUGCACGGUGGAGCUCCUCAGUGCAAAGAUGGUGCGGCAGCUUGCACCCGUCAGGGAUAAAGAGACUUUGUCCCUCAUUAGAAAUAUCCAAGCCGCUGGCCAAGGUGGCGAGCCAGUCAAUCUCGGAAGGUUGCUCUUAUCCUGCUCGAGCAUGAUCACGGCAAAGGCGGCAUUCGGUCAUGCUUGCAGCAGCGAGCUCCGCGAGCAGUUCCUGUCUGGGAUUGAAGUGUCGAUGAGGUUCAGUGGGGGCUUCACAUUCGGGGACCUCUUCCCAUCGCUGAGGUUCAUUGACGUUAUCACUGGGCAGAGGCUUAGGAUGUGGCGAGCACACAGGCAGCUUGACGCCGUCUUUGACAAGAUCAUAGCUGAAUGUGAGGGACUGCAAGGUGAUUCCCUUGUGAGCGUCCUCCUUCGAAUCAGGGACGAGGGGGAGCUUGAAUUCCCCAUCGGCACAACAAACAUCAAGGCAAUUUUAUUGGAUAUGUUCACUGGUGGGACAGAGACGACAUCAUCAGCUGCAGAGUGGGUCAUGUCAGAGCUCAUGAGGAACCCAGCGGUAAUGGCUAAGGCACAGAUCGAGGUGAGACGAGUAUUCGACAAUAAGAACCCACAAGACCAUGAGGGCAAGAUGGACGAGCUACACUACACUAAGAUGGUGAUCAAGGAGAGUAUGAGGCUGAACCCAGUGCUGCCAUUGAUGAUCCCCCAUCUUUGUCGGGAGACAUGUGACAUUGGUGGGUUCGAAGUCAAGGAGGGCACCAGGGUCAUGGUCAAUACGUGGGCCAUGGCAAGGAAUCCCGAGUAUUGGCAAGAUGCGGAGAAGUUCAAGCCGGAGAGAUUUGAGGAUGGCACGAUUGACUACAAAGGUUCCCGGAUCGAGUAUUUGCCAUUUGGGAUGGGUAGGAGAAGAUGCCCCGGUGAUAUAUUUGGGUUGGCUGCCCUGGAGCUCAUUAUUGCACGCCUUCUCUAUUACGUCGACUGGAGCCUCCCAAGUGGAAUGCAACCUGAUGAAAUUGACAUGGACAUGUUCGUUGGCGCAACGACAAGGAGAAAGAACCAGCUGCACCUAGUGGCAUCACCUUAUAGAGAGGUUUCCGUGCAAAGCUGAUCGAAGGAUCAUGGGCAGAUGCCGCAAACUCGUCUUUAUCUCUACUCUCAAAAACCUUCUAGUAUUUGGUUCAAGGAGAUUGAUGCCGGAGAGGAACUUAUCCAGAGGUUCGGGAUUGAGUUGAUCCCUCCUAUGUCACACAAUCCCUAUGGAGAUAAAUCCCUGCUUCCUUCAAAUCCUUCUCUUAAAACAUAUGUCUGAUUUUCCUGGGUCUAAUCAACUCGAUAUGGGAUAUUCAGCACUAAAAGCACAAAGAAAUAAAGCACCUGGCAAAUUGUAACAACAGUAUACUGUUGGAGGUAUGCCCUAGAGGUAAUUAUAGAGAUGAUGAUAUCUGAUUGUAUCCAUGAUUUGUAUCUUGUGUUCAUUGAAUAUCCAUUAAA